AUGCCUCUCAAGAAGCCGAACCUGCGGCCGCUCGCCAUGUCGCUCGAGCGGCAAAACUCGGUGCAGAUGUCGGACACCGGCUCGCUCGCGCUCGACAACUUUGUGAUCGGCCGCAACGGGAUCACGCAAUCGCCGCUGCAGCUCGGAGAGCACGACCCGCACCUACGGCUGCAGGACCUCGUGAUGCAGCGCCAGCUGGGCCGGGGCAUGUCCUCAAAGGUGUACCUGAUGGUUCACCGACCGACCGGCAAGCCGGUCGCCGUCAAAGUGCUGCAGUCCAACGCGGAGCAGGACCGCGAGAGCCGCCAGAUGGUGCUCAACGAGGUGCGCACCGUCUUCGCCGCCCGGUCCGACCACCUCGUCGCAUUCUACGACGCCUUUCACCACGAGGUGCUGGCGGCGCUGCUGUUUCAGCUGGAGAAGCGCGCGGUGCACCGCGACCUCAAGCCGGCCAACGUGCUGCUGACCUCGUCCGGGUUCGUCAAGCUCUCCGACUUUGGCAUCUCGCGCGAGCUCGACGCGACACACGCGAUGGCGGCGACGUACUGCGGCGAGAUCUAG
This is a messenger RNA of Emiliania huxleyi CCMP1516, 561 nucleotides long. RefSeq lists its product as hypothetical. The record is from RefSeq and is a predicted model, not a curated record. The transcript has 4 exons. Gene Ontology annotation, biological process: protein phosphorylation; MAPK cascade. Gene Ontology annotation, molecular function: ATP binding; MAP kinase kinase activity. Bases 1 to 561 code for a protein of 186 amino acids. Lineage: Eukaryota; Haptophyta; Isochrysidales; Noelaerhabdaceae.